AAAAGAUUAUGAACAUAUGCUUUUAUAAAUGGAAGAGACUUAAGGUUGGGCUCCAACUUUAUUUACUUGUGGUAAUACCAGACCACAACUUUCAGUCUUUUGGCCACUUGCUCAGCCGGUUAUAUGGAGGCUACACAGGACACGAUGAUGUCACAGAGCAGGGCUUGGCCAGAAUGUCGCAGACGAGGAUUAACAGAACAGGACCUCUCUCCUUCCCUCCCUCCCUCCAUUCCUUCCGUCCAUCCCCUCUCGUUCAGUCAGUCGAAGCCGUAGAGAAACACUAAACGUCAUGUAGGACAGGAUCACCCCGCUCACGGGAGAGAGUUUAGUUGAUUUGGUUAAAUCUCAGGGGGUUCCAGAAUAGUCGCUACCACCUGAAAUCCAGGUGAGAACCGCAUUGGUUCCACCUCCCAGCGAAGCCUGAUGGAGGACAAAGAGGACCAGCUGGAUAGGGACCACACUCUGGUUGUGGUUCUGCCAGGGGGGCUGGAGAAGACCACGACAGUACAUGGAAGCAAGCCUGUGAUGGACCUGCUUGUCACACUGUGCGCCAGAUAUCACCUGAAUCCCUCAGAGCAUCACGUGGAUCUCCUCUCGCCCAAUAGCAACCAGAUCACGUUCAAACCGAACUCUCCCAUUGGGAGCCUGGAAGCCGAGAGAAUAGUCCUGAAGCCCAAGGAAAGCGAGGAGAAGGUCAAGAAGACCUAUAUUCCAGAGGCCACCGUACGCCUGUUGAUCAACUACAGGAAGUCUCACAAGACAGUGGUGCGGGUCAAUCCCAGAAUACCCCUGGAGGAUCUGCUGCCGGCCAUAUGCCAGAAGUGUGAGCUUGAUAUGGAGUCCACUAUUUUACUGAGAGACUCCAGUUCCCAAGAGCCCUUGGACCUGUCCCAGUCCUUAAACAGCCAUGACGUGAGGGAGCUGUUUGCCAAGGACACAGCAGCAGUCAGUCUCACAGAUGUUGCCCCAUCACCAACACAAGAAGCAGAUGUGGAAGACACGGACCUGCCAAAGAACAAAGACAAGACCCCGAAGAAAAAGAAGGAGAAAGAGAAAAAGGGAUUUUUCAGAUUAUUCAAGAGAAGGAAGAACAAAAGUGAAAAGGGGGCGUCGAUGAGCGCCCAGGUCUCGCCCGGUUUGAGCCAGCGGGCGGUGAACACGUUGGGCCACCACACCUCCAACACGCUGCCCCUGGACGCGCCCAAGAAGAGACGAGCCCCUCUGCCGCCCCUGGCCGCGUCCUGCAGCGUCCCUGCCAACCUCAACGGCAGCCUCCUGGGCUCUGGUCAGCCGGAGUCACCUGAGGGACAGGCCGCAGGACUGAGUCGUGUGUCCUCUACUGAGUCCUGCCUGAGGACCAAACGGAGGGCUCCCCCUCCUCCCGGGGGCACAUCCCACCACGCCGACGUCCCAGAAGAACCUGAGGCGUCCCUUUCCACAGCUGAAGAGCUGAGAGAACGUGAGGAGAUCUCUCCAGCUCCUGCUCUUUCCCACCCCAGGAAGCACGGCAACCACCCAGCCCCAGAUACUGACUCAUCUGUGGGGGAAGGGGAGCCCCCUGCCCCCCUCUCCCUCUCCCUGGCUGAGAUCCUGACCUCCUCCCUGGUCAACAGACCCUCCACCAGACCCUGUAGCCCUGCGGCUGGGUCCUCUAACGACGCCCUGCCAGCACAGCCUCAUCACGGUGUAGGUUUCACCCCCGCUGUCGGCAGCCCCGUCAUCCUCCGGGCCACGCCCGCAGGGGGGACCUGGAGGGGAGGCUUGACCACGUUCAGGGUGGUGCCUCGGGCCUCCUUUCUUAGGCAGAGGGCCCUGGAGCAGGAGUCUGAGACGGUGGCCUCAUGCGAGGACCCCCCCUGCGCCCUCUCCGCUGGCACUGCCAGGCCCCCAGACAGCCCUGCCAGGCCUCCAGACUGCCCUGCCAGGCCUCCAGACUGCCCUGCCAGGCCCCAAGACUGCCUGGCCUGUAGCCACGAGGGGCUGGGUUCUCCCAAUCCUAAGAGACCCGCGCCACAGUCCCAUGCUAAGCUCAGUCCUUCCACCAGUGGGAUAACUUCCUCUCCCCCCCACUCCCCCUCCUCUCCCACAGUCCUGUGCGGUUCUGAUACCCAGCCUGGUCCGGCCUGGGAAUCAGAGCGAGCGCUGGAGAGAAACGACAUCACAGAGACCCGCGAGCCCCCCACCCUGAGCCCGGGGUCGCCCAUCCUCACCCGUAACCAGGGAGACCCCGGCCACGACGUCUCCUCCACCUCAGAACAGGAGCCUGGCGACGGAACGUUCCGGAAGGCCUCUGAGGCGCCUCCGGACACGGGAGCGCUCCGUCACACACCAGAGGAGGACGAGGGGUACUGCUUCCCUCCUCCCCCUCCCCCCAUGUUCUUGGAGAUGGAGGGAGAGGGGGCCUUCUCCAGUCCUCCCUCUCCCUCAGCAAGGCCUUCCCUCUACGGAGCUGUUGAUGGACGUGGUGAGGGAGGCCUGGUCCCAGAGACAUCACCCCGACCCAGGAGGCCCUGCAUCUCCAAGCUGCUGAAGAGAACCGGGACAGUACCUUCCCGCUUCGCCCAGGCGGUGGCGCUAGCCGUGCAGAGAUCCCAGCCGAGGCCCCGCGAUCAAGGCCUGCACCCGGAGACGGAGCCCUGUGCCCCCUCCUGUGCCCCCUCCUCUGCCCCCUCCUCUACCCCCUCCUCCAACAUGGUGAGAGCCAGUCUGCCUCUGACGUAGCUACGAGACGAGUCAAGUCACGAUUCAUUUCUUCAUUGCUUUUAACGCUUGUUCACAUCCAUCUAAUGAGGCUCUCCAAAAUGGUUUAUUGUUCAGUUGGUUUUCAAGUGUAGAGCGAACUUUCCUCUUGUACUGAUGAGAUUCUCCAUUCCAAGCACCUUGUGGCGUCCUCGUUAGCAUUAGGUAAAGGAGUAUGACAACAUCCUGCUGUCAAUGAACCCAAUGGACCCCAGAGGAAGCCUAUACACAGGAAAGGUGGACUUUUGUAUAUUUGGGCUACACAUUCUGCAACAUCUUCCUCUCAUUCACCCGUGACUCAAUGUAUGGAGACAUGUGUCUUCUUAGACAGCCUGGUCUGUCUGGGCGAAACACAAAAACCUUUCAUGUUUGUCCCUUUGCCCGGCAAAGGGUUUGGGUGUGUGUGUGUGAAAUGUGAAUGUUGAUGACAAUUUAAAACUGGAUUUACAGUAUGUGGGACAUACACACAAACUGACACAGUCACACACACACACUCUGAACUUUCAGAGGAAGUUCAUGAUGUAAAUAUAUA
Molecule: messenger RNA, 3271 nt
Organism: Hypomesus transpacificus
Lineage: Eukaryota; Metazoa; Chordata; Actinopteri; Osmeriformes; Osmeridae
Gene: cobll1a
Product: cordon-bleu WH2 repeat protein-like 1a
Exons: 9
Coding region: 424-2721 (765 amino acids)
Biological process (GO): signal transduction
Molecular function (GO): actin monomer binding
Source: RefSeq, a predicted model, not a curated record